Messenger RNA from Zea mays, 1719 nucleotides. RefSeq names its product UDP-glycosyltransferase 83A1. The transcript has 2 exons. The coding region runs from base 124 to 1503 and encodes 459 amino acids. The record is from RefSeq and is marked validated. NCBI's taxonomy places the organism in Eukaryota, Viridiplantae, Streptophyta, Magnoliopsida, Poales, Poaceae. Gene Ontology annotation, molecular function: quercetin 3-O-glucosyltransferase activity; quercetin 7-O-glucosyltransferase activity.
CGACCUCUGAGCAGUGACACUGACAGUGCAGCUCGGAGCUCACGAUCGCCCUGUAGCUGUAGCCGACCAGCAGCCGUUUACCAGCACGUCAAACUCCAAGAGUGUCUUCAGCCACCCUGCUCCAUGGCGGCGGCUCCUCAUCGGCCUCGUGUAAUGAUGCUGCCCUUCGCCGCGCAGGGCCACGUCAUGCCCCUCAUGGAGCUCUCCCACCGGCUCGUCGAGCACGGCUUCGAGGUCGUCUUCGUGAACACAGACUUCAACCAUGCCCGCAUCCUCGCGACCAUGGCAGGAGCGACCCCCGCUGGCGGGAUCCAUCUGGUCUCCUUCCCGGACGGCAUGGACCCCGACGGCGACCGCACGGACAUCGGCAAGGUGCUCGACGGCUUGCCGGCGGCGAUGCUCGGCGGCCUCGAGGAGACGAUCAGGUCCAGGGACAUCAGGUGGGUGGUGGCCGACGUGUCCAUGAGCUUCGCGCUGGAGCUCGUCCACACGGUGGGCGUGCGUGUCGCUCUCUUCUCCACCUACUCGGCCGCCACCUUCGCGCUGAGGAUGCAACUUCCCCGGAUGCUAGAGGAUGGCAUCCUCGACGAAACAGGGAACGUGAGAAGGAACGAGAGGGUCCAGCUAGACUCCAAGAUGCCGGCCAUCGACGCCUCCAAGCUUCCCUGGACCAGCCUCGGCAAGAGCCCAGAGUCACGGAGAGCCAUGAUCCAGAGCACGCUCACGACCAACCCGACACUAUCGCUCGCCGAAACCAUCGUCUGCAACACGUUCCAGGAGGUCGAGUCCGUGGCGCUGGCCCGCCUCCCCGUACCGGCGGUCGCCAUCGGCCCGCUGGAGGCGCCCAAGUCGGUGUCGUCGGCGGCGGCGGCCGGCCAUUUCUGGGCGCAAGACGAGGCCUGCCUCCGCUGGCUCGACGCGCAGGCUCCCGGCUCGGUCGUGUACGUGGCGUUCGGGAGCCUGACGGUGUUCGACGCGGAACGGCUCCAGGAGCUGGCAGACGGGCUGGCGCUCACGGGGCGGCCGUUCCUGUGGGUGGUCCGGCCGAACUUCGCCGACGGCGUCGGCGAGCGCUGGCUCGACGGGUUCCGGCGCCGCGUUGGAGAAGGCAGGGGCCUGGUCGUCGGCUGGGCUCCCCAGCAGCGCGUGCUCGCGCACCCCUCGGUGGCGUGCUUCGUCACGCACUGCGGGUGGAACUCCACCAUGGAAGGGGUGCGGCACGGCGUCCCGUUCCUUUGCUGGCCCUACUUCGCCGACCAGUUCCUGAACCAGAGCUACAUCUGCGACCUGUGGGGCGUCGGGUUGAAGGUGUGCGCCGACGCCGACGAGAGGGGCGUUGUCACCAAGGAGGAGAUCAGGGACAAGGUGGCGCGGCUGCUUGGGGACGAGGCGAUCAAGGCGAGGACGGUGGCCUUGAAGAGCGCAGCGUGCGCCAGCGUCGCGGACGGAGGGUCCUCGCACCAGGAUUUGCUCAAGUUAGUGAAUCUGCUGAGAGAGAAAUAGCCUACAGCAUGUCAGAAAUGUUUUUCAGAAGUUGAGUGGUUAUAUAUUCAUCAGUAGCACAGACGUGAAGAAAAUAAAAGUAGAUGUGCAGACAUGCAUUGUUUCAGGCGACAAUAGAAAGGAUUGUUCACAUUUUAAACUGUAUCACUAGAGAGCCAGCGCGAUGCCAUAUGCUUCCCCCAUUACUGAAUAAAUGAAUUCAGCUGAAUUAAAUUU